Molecule: messenger RNA, 2306 nt
Organism: Taeniopygia guttata (zebra finch)
Lineage: Eukaryota; Metazoa; Chordata; Aves; Passeriformes; Estrildidae
Product: ALG9 alpha-1,2-mannosyltransferase
Biological process (GO): protein N-linked glycosylation; rRNA base methylation
Cellular component (GO): cytoplasm; endoplasmic reticulum membrane
Molecular function (GO): alpha-1,2-mannosyltransferase activity; rRNA (uridine-N3-)-methyltransferase activity
Source: RefSeq, a predicted model, not a curated record
CGGCCGGGAGAGCUCCUGGAAUCCCCAUUGCCGGGGGUACCACAGCGCAUCCUUUUUGCGGGGACACCGCCACCUCUCCGCACCCGGGGGCGGCCCAGCGGCUGCCGAGGAGUCCCCGGGGAUGUCCACGGGGCCACAACGCCACCGGGAGUGGCCUCCGAGCGGCCGCACGUCAUGAACGAGCGCCGGUGGCUGCGAGCGGCCGGGGCUGCGGGCACCGCUCCCGGUUGGGACCAUGGGGCCGCCGCUCCGCCGCGUCCUGCUGCUCGGAGAGGGCAACUUCUCCUUCUCCGCGGCUCUCUGCGGGGCACAGGACACGCAGCUGGUGGCCACUUGCUACGAGAGCGAGGAGGAGGCGGCCGAGCGCGGCGGAGCGGCGCGGAGCAUCCGCCGGCUGCGGGAUAACGGAGCCGAGGUUGUGUUUUCCGUGGACUGCACCAAGCUGAAGGAGCACUUUCUGCCGGGAAAACGGGAAUUUGAUCGUAUUUAUUUCAACUUCCCUCACUGUGGGAGGAAGGCUGGGGUGGUGAAGAACAGGCAGCUCCUUGCUGGCUUUUUCCAUAGCUGUGCAGAAGUGUUGGCACAGGAGGGAGAAAUCCACGUGGCGCUCUGCAAUGGGCAGGGAGGGACUCCUGCGGACCAGCCCAGGAGGGAGUGGCACAACAGCUGGCAAAUCGUGGCUGUGGCGGCAGCAGCUGGAUUUAUCCUAAGCCACGUUCAUCCUUUUGAAGCAGGGACCAUCGAUGGGUACAAAUGCACAGGGUACAGGAGUCAGGAUAAAUCCUUCUGUGUGGAGGGUGCUUUGAACCACAUUUUCACACGGAGCACAGCACCCCUGUGUUUCACACCCGUGAGCUGCCAGACUCAACUGGGAAGCCAAAAAGUUUCUUUUCAAGUGCCACAAGUCCUCAUGGAUAAAAUUAAUAGGGGUUUCCUCGAAGUUAACUCAAGUCAUCCAGUAAGGACAAUAAAGGAGAAGCUCAGUGCAGGGCUCAGCCAAGCUUUUCCCCUGCAGAACAUCAGCUCCUGCCUUCCUCUGCUGCACCGAGGGCACCCCGGGGCUGUUUGUCACCCCAACGUCUUCUGGGUCGCUCUGAGCCCAGGGGAGGCUCCAAGCACUGAGGAAAUGUCUCAGGGACUGGCAGAUGCACUUUUGUGUUCCCAUUUUGGCCAGGACACAGAUGAGAAUGUACAGGAAGGAUGCUCAAUGCCAGAGCAGUUUUACCUUAGGCCUUCCCUCCUGCCUCAUGCUCAGGCAAUAAUUCAAAAAAGAACUUUUUCCCCAGGGACUCUUCAGGUUCUUUCCGGGCCAGUUUUUAGGAAAUGUCGGAUCACUCCCCACUCCAUGCCUGUCUUCCAUGAGAUGCUGGUUGUGCUUGCAGUUAGCAGGGGCACGGAGCACAGCUGUAUCCAGAUGUUGGUGGAUAACAUUAAAACCACCAUGAAUUCCCUUCACCAGGGCGCUUCUGGCGUCAAACCCAGCAUCAGCCUGCAGGAAGCCACAAGUUUUGGAGCUGAGCUAAAUGACUUUGCUGCUUUUGAAUGGCAGCUUGGUGAAAUUCAGCAUUUCCUCUGUGCGGGGACAGACCCAGAGCCCUCAGGCUCCUGCGUGGGGGUUAUCAGGACAGCUCCUGAGGGAUUAAAAAGCCAGGAGCUGGUUGUUGUCUCAGCCUCACUGAACCUGGACCUCCUGGCCAUGCUGCUGUGUGGAAUAUCCGACUGGAGGAUGCUCUGGACGUCGGACAGGCGCUUCCUCAGGCAGUUUCCUGAGGGAGAAUUGAGGCUUUUCAAGAGUUUCUCCCUCUAUCCACCUUCCUACGAGCAUGAUGUCAGCUUCUGGCUUCCUGACGGGGAGGAAUUUGAUGAAGUGGCUUUUCACACCCUUGCCAGGAGGGUGUCAGGUGAAAUGGUCGUUUCCAUCCAGCUAAGGGACAAUUUCCAGCAGCCAGGGACAGGACGGAGGAGCCUGUGCUACAGGGUGACUUUCCAGGCCUGUGACAGAGCCUUGGGCUGCCGGGAGGCUGCAGAGAUGCAGCUGCGCUUUCGGGAGGAAAUCCAGCAGCACCUCGGUGUGACCCUGAGGUAGAACAUCUGCCGUGGUUUGCAGGGGCUCCAGCAGCUCCUGUGCCCCUUUCUGACCUGGAAAAUGUCACCUGCAUGUGUUGGACCUAAGACUGUGUUGUUGCAGUGCCUGUCACAAGGGCAGGGUGGACUUUGAGCACGCGUUUCAAUGGGGCAGUUCCUGUUAAUCCUGUUCCCUGUGUGUGUGUCACGAAACCUGGUUUUAUAAAGUGGAGUCUCUCUUU